Molecule: messenger RNA, 1479 nt
Organism: Zea mays
Lineage: Eukaryota; Viridiplantae; Streptophyta; Magnoliopsida; Poales; Poaceae
Product: putrescine hydroxycinnamoyltransferase
Exons: 1
Coding region: 56-1276 (406 amino acids)
Molecular function (GO): acyltransferase activity, transferring groups other than amino-acyl groups
Source: RefSeq, a predicted model, not a curated record
GGCAAUACACUAGGUGAAGUCUCACUACACUAGGUGAAGGUGCAUCCAUCUCGCCAUGGAGGUGAAGGUGCUGAGCUCCAAGCUCGUGAAACCGUCCUACCCGGCGGGCGCGCCGCGGCCGGACACCACAAAGCACGUGCCGUCGUCGGUGUUCGACAAGGCCACGUACCACACGCAGACGGUCACCAUCUACUACAUCUCUCCGCCGGUCCCGUCCCCAGACGCCAUCGAGCGCGGCUACGCCACGGCGCUGGGCGCGUACCGGCUCUUCGCCGGCCAGGUCCGCCCGGGUCCGGACGGCGCGCCAGGGGUGCUGCUCAACGACCACGGCGCCCGCCUCGUGGAGGCGUCCGUGGACGCGCGCCUCGCCGACAUCGCCCCCACGAAGCCGCCCCCCGCCGUGCUGCGGCUGCACCCGGACCUCGACAUCGUGGAGGUGGUGCAGGUGCAGCUCACGCGGUUCGCGUGCGGCUCGCUCGCCGUGGGCUUCACCGCCAACCCCGCCGUGGCGGACGGCCACGCCACCAGCGACUUCCUCGUCGCCUGGGACCGCGCCGCGCGCGGGCUCCCCGUCGGCCCGUCGCCGCCGGUCCACUUCCCGCCGCGCCACGACCCGCCGCGCGCCGGGUUCGAGCACCGCGGCGUGGAGUACUACAGGCCCGCGCCGUCGUUGGCCCACGGCCACGUCCACGGCGACACUACCCAGCACAGCAUCGUGGUCCACAAGGCUCACUUCACCAAGGACUUCGUGGCGGGGCUCCGCGCCAGGGCGUCCGAAGGCCGUGGCCGUCCCUUCAGCCGGUUCGAGACGAUCCUCGCCCACGUCUGGCGCACCAUGACGCGCGCGCGCGGGCUGGGCAGCAACCCGCUCCAGAUCUCCACCAUCCGCAUCUCCGUGGACGGCCGGCCGCGCCUCGCGGCGGCGCCGGCAGGCUACUUCGGGAACCUGGUCCUCUGGGCGUUCCCGCGCGCCACGGUGGGGAGCCUCCUCGGCCGGCCGCUGAAGCACGCGGCGCAGGCGAUCCACGACGCCGUGGCGCGGGUGGACGGGGCCUACGACUUCCAGUCGUUCGUCGACUUCGCGGGCUCCGGCACGGUGGAGAAGGAAGGGCUGGAGACGACGGCCCCUGCUCAAGGAGGAAGGGCCUACUUCCCCACGGAGGGCAUGCUGUUACUGGUGCCGUCCUACAUCGGCGACGGCAGCAUCGACGCCAUCGUGCCGGUGUUCGAGCACAACCUGGAUGCGUUCAAGCAGUGCUGCUACUCCAUGGAGUAGCCAGCUUCAAGUCUUUCAAUCUUUAUACACAUUUUCUAAAAGGAUUAUUACUACGUACUGCUAGGUUAGUAGUAGUGUGUUGCGGCUUUAUCAAUCUUUUAAUUCCUGGGUUUUGUAAAACCUGAGUUAAUUACCUUUUCUUUCUUUGGACCUGUACGUACGAGGACCGAUCUGUGGUCCUCAACCUAGCUCUUCUCUGUGAU